Callithrix jacchus (white-tufted-ear marmoset) is the source of this 5371-nucleotide messenger RNA. NCBI's taxonomy places the organism in Eukaryota, Metazoa, Chordata, Mammalia, Primates, Cebidae. The record is from RefSeq and is a predicted model, not a curated record.
AGCCGGCUGUCUGGCUUCCGGGCUGGCGGCGUCUGCGCGGCUCGUGUGUGGCUUUAAGCUGGCGCUGCAGGGCGGGUUGCUGUAACCCCGGGAGAGCCCGUCGCGGGAGCGCAAGGAGCUGAACGGACUCUGGAGCUUCCGCUCCGACGACCGGCGCCGGGGCUUCCAGGAGCAGUGGUAGCGGCCGCUGCUGCGGUAACUCGGGGCGGGCCCGGGAGGCGCGCGGAAGCCCGGCGGAGGGAGUGGGGGAGCCCAGGCCGCCUCGUAGGCUCCUUCUCCUGGGCGCCCGGGGGUUGGGGGCCCAGAGGAGGUUAAAGAUCAGUGGGCUUGGGAGCGCGGGGCUGGGAGAGUGGGGCAGGGAGGGGACCCAGGAGGACCGCGGGGGAGGAGGCGGAAGGAGGAGGAAGCGCCCCUGCCGAGCUCCCUCCCGAGGCGAAGGCUGAGCCCGGGCAGUGUCCUUUUUUUUUCUUUUUUAAUGUUUAUUAUUAAUUUUUAAAACAUUUUUCGAGAUCGGGCUUGGCCCUGUUGCCCAGGGUGGAGCUCAGUGGCGCAAUCCUAACUUGGCCCUCGAGAAGGCGGCGGCGGCGACUGCGGUUGCGACUGCGGCUGCGGCGCGGUCAGAGCGAGUUUCUUUGAAGAAGCCGUGGUGGCUUCAACGUGAUGGUGGAGGACGAGACAGGGCUCUGCGGCUUUUCUGGCUUUGCCCGCCCAACUGCUCCAUGCCACGAGAAGGAAGAGCUAUCUGCCGCAUACUGGAGGCUGGAGCCUGUGGCACCACGGCUCGCCUCGCUGCAGUGGGUGGCAGCGAUGGAGACUGCAGAGCGCCGGAGAGAAAUCCUCUCUAUGUCUACCCACAGAGGCUGAACUUUGCUAACAAACUAGCAUCAGCCCGGAACAUGACAAUAAAGAUCCAGUUUAUGUGUGGAGAAGAUGCUGGCAACGCGAUGCCGGUUGCCAGAGCAGUUUUAUCUGAUGCACCACAGUUCUCUGAAGGAAAAGAAAUAAAAUUAGAGGAACUAAUUGACUCUCUGGGUUCUAACCCCUUCUUAACAAGGUAUCAGAUUCCCCGCACUCCAGAAAACUUGAUAAAUGAAAUUAGGAGUUCAUGGAGAAAAGCUAUUGAAAUGGAAGAAAACAGAACCACAGAACCCAUUCAAAUGGAUACUGAGCAUAGAGAAGUAUUGCCAGAAUCUGUGUUGCUUGAUCAAAGAGAAUUUAGCAUGGCCGAUUUUCUCUUUGAAACCAGUGUAUCAGAUUUUGGCCAGUCUCAUUCGACUGAAGAGAAAGGUGUUUCAGAUUGCAAGUGUGUGCCUCAGAAACAUGUGGUGACCAGUCACAUAGAUGAACCGCUAACACAAAAUCAGUCAGGUUUGUUAAAGAAGAAAGUAAUUUGCAAGCAAGAUUUCGAAUGUAUAGCCUGAACCAAGCUUUCAGAAACUAGCUAAAUGGAGACACUCUCCCCUGCUGUCGGCAACAGGAUAGAUGUGAUGCGUGGCAGUGAAGAGGAGUAUACUAAAACGCUGGACCACUUGCAAGCUUCUUGUAACGAGCCUUCCACAAAUAAAACUGCCUUGUGGAACUCUUUUCAGAUAUCAAGUGGAAUUAGUUCUGAGAGUUUUAAAGAUACUGAUUUUGGCAUAUUACAUGAAACUCUUCCGGAAGAAGGUGGUCACCUAAGUUUUAAUAGUUCCAGUAGUUCAGAGGCCAAUUCUAAACUGGAGCCAAAUAGUCCUAUGCGUGGUGGCAUUCUUCUAGAACAUGUUGUGGAAAGGAGACAGACUACUGCAGAAUCAGACUUCAAUAUUCAGGCUCUUUGCAGUAGCUAUGAGGCUCUAAAGAAAUGGCUUUCCAAGAAAAGGGAAGAAUCUUACCUCCGGAAUCCCCUAACACCUGAAAGACACAAACCAGUAUUGAGUCCUACUACCCAAAAUGUACAAACAGAGGCUAUGCUUAACUUUUUGGACACCCAUGAUUUGCGUACUGACCAUACAGAGCCAUCGUUACGCAUGUCCAUUGGUGAAAGAAAACAGUCUCUUUCACCACUAAUUAAGUUUUCUCCAGUGGAACAAAGAUUGAGGACCACAAUAUCAUGUAGUCUUGGAGAACUACCUAAUUUAAAAGAAGAAGACAUUUUGAAUAAGAGCCUUGAUGCAAAAGAACCUCCAUCUGACUUGACAAGUUGAAGACAUACCUAUUUAAUAUGACUAUGAUGCGCUUAAAUUGAAGCUAUGCCACAGGAUGGAAACUGAUUUAUAACUUAAAGACAUGUUGGAAGCGUAGCACUGUUUUUCAAGGUUUAAAAAAAAUUCCAAAUGUCUUUUAGCCUUCUUUAAUAUUUUUAGGUAAGGAAAGUAUGUUUGGAUUUUUUUCUUUUCGUAGGUGUAUGAGAUUGAAAUUUGAAGUAUUUGGAAAGCAAAUGUCAAGCAAUGGGAAGUCAUUUUGAUUUCUUGAGUAAUCUUGUAAGCAUUAAGCGUAAAUGAUAACGUACUAGUAUAAUUCUUAUAACUUAAGUCAGUUAAUAUAAGGAUGAGUAGUUUUUGUUGUAUUAACCACUAAGUGGUUAAUAGCCAUUGAAUUUACUAAUCUUUUACUGUUUCUUUGUGGAACAUUCUGGCUAACCAGAAAAAGUGAGAAAAGUAGUGCCUUGGGAGGUGUAGUCAAGAUGACAAAUUUUAAGACUGGAAAAGCUCUAAACAGGCUUCAUGAUUAUUGAAGUGGAAUGAUCCCAAGUAGUGAUGUUUAGUAGAAUAAAGUGCAUGUGAUUAUUAAGGGAAGACUGGGGCGGAAAGAUGUAAAAAACGGAAAAAGAUGGAAGAAGAUGAGUAGACACUUGCAAGGAACACUGUCAAACUAUAAAUCCAUCCAGUGGGUUGUAUAACAUUUAUGUUUAGUCUAAUUUAGACUUCGAUAAUUUAAUCCUAGUUUAAUAUUUUAACAAGAAAUAUAAAUUAAAAUUUUCAUUAGUCUGUUUUAUUGUUGUUGGGUUUUUUUGAGGUACCCCCUGUUGGGGGAGAGGAACAAGGAAGAAUCAUCAAAAUUCCUCAGUCCCUACAGAAUAGCCUCACAAGAACUUGAGAAAACGGAACUUGGAGUUAAAUACCUUGUCACGCUGCUACAGUCUCCUACCUCAUUCCUUCAGAUGCCCUGCCUGGAGAAAGACUUGUGUCUAGCAUCUAAGUGAACACAUACUGUCGCCUUCUGUAAACCAGGAGGAAUGGAUCAGGCACUGGACAGUUUUCUUAACCUACAGUGCCCUUCAUAGACCCCAUCUCACAACCAUCAAAGUCUUGUCCACUAGCCCCCAAGGAACUGGCAAGGAGAGAAGGUGGAGGGGAAAUUUAUGGAAGUAUGUGGCUUAACAGUCAACAGUCAUCUUUCUUCACUUAUCUUGGGCUACCUGUCUCUAAGAUAUUUGUCCCGUCCCGUUGUGAAGACUCAUCUUUUUGUGAGAAAAGACAAAAGAAAGCACUUGUAACUGCCUUCUUUGUAAUGGAAAAGGAGGAAGAAAAAGCUUCAUGAACUAAGUUGCUGUGUCUUUUAUUAAUACAACAAAUCAGGGACUCUGCAGGUCUAUGGGGAAACUAUUCUUUAGUUUGCUUUAAGAAAACUCAGGAUCUGAAAAUCUUAGCAUGUAAGGCUGUCUUACCAGCAUCUGCAGAAGUGCGAUGGCCAUUGCUAGACACUUAAUGUGCAUGAUUUCACUUAAUUAUAUUUUAAAUAUGCUUCCCUGGUAAUUCUUAAGCUCAACAAAGAGUGAGAAGUGCUGCUAGGAAAUAGAGAUUCACAUUUAACCCUGUGGUACUUUUAAGAAGCAGGUACAUAGUUGCAUAUAUGCUUCGGUAGAGAUUGUGAACCAUCAAUAGGGAAGCUCAGUUUCGCCAGUCAAGUCUGAGAAGCCCCUAAUUACUGAGAAUCAAAAGAGCAGAAUGUCUGUAGACAUUUUAGAUUUGUUUUAAAAAAAUGUUAAGUGAGUUAUACCUGUGAUAGGCUGAAAGUUUUUUGACAUUCUUUCCUGUUCUUCAUGUGCCAGUACCAUAAACAAAAAUUAUCUCACAUGUAUCACUUUCUUCUCCUAAACCACUGUGAUUGCAGCUUUUUGCCUUCAGCCUUUUCCCUGUGCAGUAUCUCCUGCAUAGUUGCCUUGUGAUCUUAAGGAACUGUUUUGACUGGGUCACUUCCUUGCUUACAAUUCCAUUAAUGGUUCAUUGUUAAUUCUAGAAUCGCGUCCAAAUUUAAAGACAUGUAAGAUCCCUAUAAUGGAUUUUGUCUAUUCCCCCUUCCACUGUAAUCUCCCAUUUUUUUUUUACCAUCACUGAACUGCUUCAGUGAGCAUGGGUCUUUAGAAACCUUGCUUUACAAUUCUCCUGGGGCAGGAAUACCUUGCCUUCCUCUCCUAGCUUACCACAAUUACAACUCUGUUUUAAGUCUCAGAACAAAUCUGACUUCCACCUUGAAGUCUUCAUCUAUGCUUUUUAUAUCCAUGUGCCUCCUCCUCUAAAAUCUUCUAUGAUUUGUCUUUUUAUUCAUUUAAUAUUCCACUACUUUUAUUAUUUUUUUUUUAUGGUUGCAUGCGGUCUCUCUAGUUACAGCAGUGCAUACAUAAAUACAUACACACCUAUGUAAAUGUGUGUCGGGUGUAUGCAUUCACACGCAUACAUAUACCCCAAGGGCCAUGUGUCAUCUUUAGCAAUAUUUAAGUAUUGGAAUUGUUUUGUUUGCCUCCUAUAUCAUGGAAUAAAUGGUAAAGAGGGCUAAGUUAUUGCUGUAAGUGUAUUUCUCGUUACAUUAACAUUAGACAUUAUAUAGAAUGCAUUUUGUUUUAUUCACUAUUUGUAAGAUACAAAGGUGUAUAAACUGACUUCUACAUCAGCUUGAAAACCUGAGAUAAUGCUAAAAUGUUUUAGUUAUUUUAAAUGUUUAAAGAGGGAAGUGUAUAAUAUUGCUAAACAUGAAAAACGUUAUCAAGUAGAAUAAAAAAUAGUUGAAGUUAACAUUUGGGGGAAAUUUCACUGAAAACAAAAAUACAAGUAUUUUGAAACCUUUCCUUUACUGUAAGUCUCUUGACUUUGAAGUCAAAUUUAUCUAAAGGAAAAACAGGAAUUCUGGAGACCUGUGCGAAAGCUAUUAUUUUCCUACUCGAGUGUACUAAAAUUAAAAUACGUUCAAUGGCGUUUUCCUCAAUGUACAAGUAUUGAAGUAAAUGUUUCUUUUGUGUUAUGUUGCAGAUACAUAGUUACUCUAGAAGUGGCUUUUUUCUUAAUGUACUGUGAAUAGCAAGUCUGCAUCCUAUGUUUAAAAUAUUUGAGAAUCCUCUAUAGGACUCUUAGUAAAUGUUUUAAAUACUGUUGUUUUCAAUAAAUCUUUUAUAUUA